AUGAUAGUGCCCUUAUUUGGUCUCCUAGGUCUUCUCGCCCUGCGAAAUCGAAAUGGCAGUAACGGGGACGAGGCUGCUGAUGGGUCUACCAGCCAAGCGCUCAUCACUGAUGAUACUUAUUUUUACGGCCAGUCAGAGCCGGUUUACCCUUCUCCCGCGAUGACGGGAGUUGGAGCGUGGGCCGACGCGUAUAGAAAAGCUCGCGAUUUUGUCGGGCAGCUCACGAUCGAGGAGAAGGUAAUCCUCGCAUCAGGUCUCUCCUCCUCUACGGGCAGCUCGGGAACGUUAAACGGAUGUUCUGGCAAUAUUGACGCCAUUCCCCGUAUGAACUUCUCGGGCUUCUGUCUGAACGAUGCUGGUCAGGGUGUCAGAGCUACAGACUUUGUCAGUGGGUUCCCAAGCGGUAUCCAUGUUGCUGCUAGUUGGAACAGAGUCCUAGCUCGAGACCGUGCGGAGAGCAUGGGCCUCGAAUUCAGAGUUAAAGGGGUCAAUAUCCACCUCGGACCCGUCGUUGGUCCUGUCGGCCGAGUAGUACGGGGCGGUCGUAAUUGGGAGGGCUUUUCGCCUGACCCCUAUCUAUCAGGCAGCCUCGUAACGGAAACGGUGACCGGAAUCCAAUCGCAAGGAGUCAUCACAAGCACCAAACAUUUUAUUGGUAACGAACAAGAAACGAGCCGGCAGCCUACUGGCGACACCGACGCCGUCUCAUCUAACAUAGAUGAUAAGACCAUGCACGAGCUUUACUUAUGGCCGUUCCAAGAUGCUGUUAAGGCUGGGACCGCGAACGUCAUGUGUUCGUACAACAGGGUGAACAACUCCUACGCUUGCGCGAACAGCAAGACUCAGAAUGGCCUCCUCAAAACGGAGUUGGGAUUCCAGGGGGCCAUCACUUCGGAUUGGGAUGCUUUGCACGCUGGUGUCGCAUCAGCUAAUGCCGGCAUGGACAUGGUCAUGCCAAAUUCUGAGCGCUGGGGAGAUAAACUGACAGAGUCGGUUAGGAACGGAUCGGUAUCAGAGGAUCGCUUGACUGAUAUGGCAACGCGAAUCAUGGCUGGGUAUUAUCAGGUAGGACAGGACAAAGAUUUCCCAGAGCCGGGAAUUGGUAUGCCCGCGGAUUUAACCCAGCCGCACGACAUCAUUGACGCGAGAAACACCUCAUCUCAGAAGGUUCUAUUGGACGGCGCCAUUGAGGGCCACGUUUUAUUGAAGAAUAUCAAGAAUGCGCUUCCGUUAAAGAAGCCGAGAAUGCUCUCGGUAUACGGCUACUCGGCCAGGAGUCCUGAUCAGUGGAACUACAAAUCUCACGGUGGUGUUGCGGCGUGGACCUUCGGAGGUGAAUCAUCUUACCUUGGGCGCGACACGCAGGCCGGCUUCUCGGGCCACUACUUUGAAGACUUUUCAGACAUAGCUCUUAAUGGGACGCUGUUCUGUGGUGGUGGUUCUGGCGCCGUGACGCCUGCUUUCGUUAGCUCGCCGUAUGAUGCCCUGAAUGCUCGCGCGUUGGAGGACAGAACAGCCAUGUUUUGGGAUUUCUUCAGCCCCGAUCCAGAUGUUGCUAGCAUGUCGGACGCUUGUCUCGUCAUUGUGAACGCGUACGCGAGUGAAGGGUAUGAUCGCCCAAACCUGCGGGACGCCUUCACCGACGGCUUGAUCAGCCAUGUGGCGGAUCGAUGUAAUAAUACGAUUGUCAUCUUCCAUAAUGCCGGCGUGCGGCUGGUGGAUCAAUGGAUCGACCAUCCGAAUGUGACGGCCCUAAUAUUCGCGCACUUACCUGGCGAAGCAUCUGGUCGUGCCCUCGUUUCCUUGCUAUACGGGGAAUCGAACCCCUCAGGCAAGCUACCGUACACGGUGGCCAGGAAUGAGUCUGACUAUGAGCAUGUUGCCAAACCAGACAUACCAAUGGGCCAGUUCGAGCGGUUUCCUCAAUCGAAUUUCACCGAAGGGGUGUAUAUCGAUUACCGACACUUCGAUCAGAAGAAUAUCACACCGCGAUACGAGUUUGGGUUCGGACUGAGCUACACGACGUUCAACUACUCGAAUUUGAAAAUCGAAAAGCGCAGCGAUGCUAACACGAACGAGUACCCGACGGGAGAAAUCCGCGAGGGUGGGCAGGUAGAUCUUUGGGACGUGGUAGCAUCGGUCAGCGCGGACGUGAAGAACGUAGGUGAUGUGUACGGCGGCGAGAUUUCUCAGCUGUACGUCGGGAUCCCGAAGGCGCCCGUGCGGCAGCUACGCGGCUUCGAGAAGUCGUUCCUCAACGCGACGGAGCAAGCUACGGCCACGUUCCUGCUUACCAGGCGCGACCUCAGCGUAUGGGACGUGGUCGCGCAGAAGUGGCGUCUACAGCCGGGGGAGUACAGGAUAUGGGUCGGUAGAAGCAGUAGAGAUCUGCCGCUGAAUGGUACGUUGACGAUCUAA
Daldinia caldariorum is the source of this 2418-nucleotide messenger RNA. RefSeq names its product glycoside hydrolase family 3 protein. The record is from RefSeq and is a predicted model, not a curated record. The coding region runs from base 1 to 2418 and encodes 805 amino acids. Gene Ontology annotation, biological process: glucan catabolic process. The transcript is spliced from 5 exons. Gene Ontology annotation, molecular function: beta-glucosidase activity. Lineage: Eukaryota; Fungi; Ascomycota; Sordariomycetes; Xylariales; Hypoxylaceae.